AUGUUUCGCCAGGUUGGACGCUCCUGGUCCACCAACGGACGCAGGGCGUUCUCUCAGUCCACGUCGCGGAAGAGCUACGCCGAUACCAUACAGAACCUUAUGAUACACAAAGACACCAAGGUUCUAUGCCAGGGCUUGACAGGAAAGACCGCCACUUUUCAUAUCACGGAAGCUCUGGCGUACGGUACGAACAUGGUUGGCGGCGUGUCACCCAAGAAGGCUGGCCAAACUCAUCUCGGGCUACCCGUUUUUGGUAGCGUUCGCGAGGCGGUUAGAGAGACGAAACCUGAUGCGACUAUUCUGUAUGUUCCACCCCCUACUGCUGCCGACGCAAUUAUAGAGGCAAUCGAGAAUGAGAUUGGGCUCAUUGUCUGCGUGACAGAGGGUAUUCCCCAAGCAGACGAGAUUCGAGUCAUGAACGCUUUGAAAAGCCAGUCUCGUUCUCGGCUUGUUGGUCCUAAUUGCCCUGGAGUUAUCAACCCUCUUGGAUGCAAAAUGGGCAUUCAGCCAGGACACAUACACACGCCUGGAAACAUUGGAAUUGUUUCUCGAUCAGGAACAUUAACCUACGAAGCUGUUGCUCAAACGACCGACGUCGGGCUGGGUCAAUCGCUAUGCGUCGGCAUCGGUGGAGACCCGUUCCCUGGUACCCAACACGUCGACGUAAUCAAGGUCUUCCUUGAGGACCCCAACACAAAAGGUAUCGUUAUUAUUGGAGAAAUCGGAGGCUCAAUGGAGGAGGAAGCGGCAGAGUACCUCGAGAGGCAUAACAAAACUAGGAGCCAUCCCAAACCAGUGGUCGGGUUUAUUGCUGGUCGGACUGCGCCUCCCGGCCGCCGUAUGGGACACGCCGGUGCCAUUAUUUCGGGAGGAAAGGGUGCUGCCUCUGAUAAGGUGAAAGCACUAGAGAAAGCCGGUGUGAUCGUAACAGAUAGCCCAGCUAAGAUUGGUGUCGAAAUAUUGAAGGCCAUGAAAGCUGCGGGCUUGGUAUAAGGGGCGAUCUUCUUUCGGCGGUUUCCAGUGAUUUAUUUGCCCAGAUUCCAGAAACGUUCGCGAAACAUGAGUCACAGAAUAGCAAAAACAACUCCCAGCUGCGGAAACAAGGACAUUAGAAUAGAGGCCAUUUCCUUGAUCUUGUUCGUGGACAUGUCGGAAUAUGAUGCAUCCAUAGAUAUUUAAUAUGUUUCAA
This is a messenger RNA of Laccaria bicolor S238N-H82, 1189 nucleotides long. Its product is annotated as succinyl-CoA-ligase. Gene Ontology annotation, cellular component: mitochondrion; succinate-CoA ligase complex (ADP-forming). Lineage: Eukaryota; Fungi; Basidiomycota; Agaricomycetes; Agaricales; Hydnangiaceae. The record is from RefSeq and is a predicted model, not a curated record. The transcript is spliced from 10 exons. Gene Ontology annotation, biological process: tricarboxylic acid cycle. Bases 1 to 993 code for a protein of 330 amino acids. Gene Ontology annotation, molecular function: succinate-CoA ligase (GDP-forming) activity; succinate-CoA ligase (ADP-forming) activity.